AUGACCACUGCUGCUGCCUCUCCCGCCCCCGCGGCCGAUGCCGCCCCUGCUGCUUCUGCGCCUGCGGCUCGUCCGACUCGCCCCGACGAGAAUGCCUUUAAGGAAGCCCUCGCCAAGGCCGAGAAGGAGCACAAGGCUGCCAUGGACAAGUUUAACGCCAUCAAGGCCAAGAUCGAUGUUGCUCUCCCGAACAAGAACAAGGACCAGCCCAGCGCUACCCAGAAGCGCCGCCAGGAGCUCAUUGCUCAGGCCAACGAGAUCCGCCAGAAGCAGGCCGGUGGCAAGAAUGCCCGCACCUCCAAGCUGGACCAGAUCAAGCGCCUCGACGAGCAGCUCCGCAGCCGUGUCAACGAGCAGAAGGCCGCCAAGGCCAAGGUCCCCUUCAAGAGCGUCGAGGAUGUCGACCGCCAGAUUGAGGCCCUCGACAAGCAGGUCAACUCGGGCACCAUGAAGCUCCAGAUCGACGACCUCCGCGCCAAGAUCAAGGAGAUCAAGGACUCCAUGGAGGACCCCGAGCAGAAGGCCCUGUCCGAGCAGUACAACAAGAUCCAGGCCGAGCUCGACGUCAUCAAGGCCGAGCAGGACGAGGCCUACAAGAACCUGUCCAGCCUCCGCGACGAGCGCACCAAGCUGCAGGCCGAGCAGCAGGAGAAGUUUGCCGCCAUCCGCAAGCUCAAGGACGACUACUACGGCCAGAAGAAGGCUUACCAGGCCUACGAGCGCGAGGCCCGCGAGAAGCAGCGUGAGCGCCAGCGCCUGGAGCGUGAGCGCUACGUCCAGGAGCGCAAGAAGGCCGACGCCGAGCGUGUCCUUGCCGAGGCCAGCGAGCCCGCCUAUCUGGACGAAAUCCGCCGUGCUAACAGCCUGCUCGCCUUCCUCGACCCCUCGUUCAAGGCUGAGAAGACCCCUCUGCUUGCCGACUCUGGCUUGACAGCUCAGGCCCAGCGAACCGUUGACGAGUCUGGUCUUAAGGGUACCAAGCUUGUCCGCAAGGAGGACCGUGAGGAAGAGUACGCCCCUGCUCAGUCCAAGGGCAAGAAGGGCAAGAAGGGCAAAUCCGGCGGUGCCCAGAAGGGCUUCAACUGCCCCCCAUCCGUUGUUGAAGACUGCGCCUUCCUCUCUCUUGAUCCCCCCAUGCGCGAGGAGGACAAGCCUGAGUUGAUCGAAAAGGUCAAGGCCAAGCUUACCCACUGGAAGGAGGACCAGGCCGCCCAGACCCAGCGUAACAUCGAGAAGGCCAAGAAGAAGCUCGAGGAGCUUGAGAAGAACGAGAAGAGCGAGAACUCUACCAACGGCGACAAGGUUGAGGAAGCGACCGCCGAACUCAAGGAGGCCUCUCUCGAGGACAAAAAGGAGGAGUCGUCAUAG
Trichoderma citrinoviride is the source of this 1368-nucleotide messenger RNA. RefSeq lists its product as hypothetical. Gene Ontology annotation, cellular component: endoplasmic reticulum; ribonucleoprotein complex; nuclear outer membrane-endoplasmic reticulum membrane network. The record is from RefSeq and is a predicted model, not a curated record. The coding region runs from base 1 to 1368 and encodes 455 amino acids. Gene Ontology annotation, biological process: intracellular mRNA localization. The transcript is spliced from 4 exons. Gene Ontology annotation, molecular function: mRNA binding. NCBI's taxonomy places the organism in Eukaryota, Fungi, Ascomycota, Sordariomycetes, Hypocreales, Hypocreaceae.